Messenger RNA from Fukomys damarensis (Damara mole-rat), 2866 nucleotides. Its product is annotated as zinc finger protein castor homolog 1-like. Gene Ontology annotation, biological process: positive regulation of transcription by RNA polymerase II; regulation of neuron differentiation. Gene Ontology annotation, molecular function: DNA-binding transcription factor activity, RNA polymerase II-specific; RNA polymerase II transcription regulatory region sequence-specific DNA binding. The transcript has 9 exons. NCBI's taxonomy places the organism in Eukaryota, Metazoa, Chordata, Mammalia, Rodentia, Bathyergidae. Gene Ontology annotation, cellular component: nucleus. The coding region runs from base 683 to 2866 and encodes 727 amino acids. The record is from RefSeq and is a predicted model, not a curated record.
UGGCAGAGCAGGGGAGGCACAGGGCCCAGCACAGGCUCCUCCUGGCAGAGACUCUGCUUUUCACACCUUUCUUAAGUUAGUUUCUACCUGACUCUGGAAAGGACACUGUCUGCCCCUGGGCCCCUGGAGGCCCCUAGGCAGGGGACCAGAUUGGGGAUAAGUUGUUGAGGUCUGUCAUUUCAGUCUAAACCCCUAGUAGAGACUAAAUGCUAUGCAGCCACUGGGCACAUGCCAUCCUUCCUUCUCAUCCUGGUGUUAGCUAUGUCCCCUUUUCCCAGAGGCCUAAAAAUUUAAAAUAGGCCCACAAAUAGAUAAAGGGAUAGAAUUGUCCAUGCCCAGACAGGAAAGACAAGUUUGAAAGGCCCACCCCCAGGACUGGCAGAGGCUCUACCUGAGGAGUUGGGGUAAAAGUCUUGAGUGUGCAGAAAAGAUUGCCAGGAUACAUUAGUGAUGUCUGCCACAUGCAGGGAAGACUGCUAGGAUGGAUUAGUGAUGUCUGCCUAAAUCUGAGACUAUAGAGGAGUGCUAGAGUGGAUUGGUGAUGUCUGUCUAGGUCUGCUCAUAUAGAGAAGAGGGCUAGGAUGGAUUGAUUAGUGAUGUCUGCCUAGGUCUGGGCAUACUGGGAGGAGUGCUAAAAUAGAUCAGUGAUGUCUGCUCUGGGUGUGAGCACUGUGAAUUCCGGAUGCGUGGGCACUACCACUGCCUCCGGACUGGCUGCUACUUUGUGACCAACAUCACCACCAAGCUGCCGUGGCACAUAAAGAAGCAUGAGAAGGCUGAGCGGCGGGCGGCUAAUGGAUUCAAAUACUUCACUAAGCGGGAGGAGUGUGGCAGGCUAGGCUGCAAGUACAACCAGGUGAACAGCCACUUCCACUGCAUCCGGGAGGGCUGCCAGUUCUCCUUCCUCCUCAAGCACCAGAUGACCUCUCACGCCCGGAAGCACAUGCGGAGGAUGCUGGGGAAGAACUUCGACCGAGUACCCGCCUCCCAGGGCCCCCCAAGCCUGAUGGACGUCGAGACAGACGAGGGCAUGGAUUACACCGGCUGCAGCCCCGGUGCCGCCUCCUCCGAGUCAUCCACCAUGGAUCGGAGCUGCUCCAGCACCCCGGUGGGCAAUGAGAGCACUGCGGCAGGCUGCCCGGCUCCUCCUCCUCUUCCUCUUCCUCCUCCUGCUGCUGCUGGUGACGAGGCUGCCCGCGGGGCUCUGCAGCCCCCCCUGGCUCCAUCCUUCCCACCGGCCGUGCUGCGGCCGCCCCUCCCUCCCCUCCCAUGCCUCUUCUCUCCGUCCUGUCUCUCAUACUCUCUGCUCAGUGCCAACCUCGGAGCCAGCCGGGGCCUGGCCCACCCCAUCAGCAGCCCGCCCAGCUUCCCGCCUGUCACUGCCACUCCAACUCCAGUAAAAAGUGACGUCCCCCUAGUUCAGGAUGCUGCAGGGAACACCAUCUCCAUGCCCACCGCCUCGGGGGCCAAAAAGCGCUUCUGGAUCAUCGAGGACAUGUCGCCCUUCGGCAAACGGCGGAAGACAGCCUCCUCGCGCAAGAUGCUGGACGAGGGCAUGAUGCUGGAUGGCUUCCGGCGCUUCGAUCUCUAUGAGGACUGCAAGGACGCGGCCUGCCAGUUCUCGCUCAAGGUCACCCACUACCACUGCACGCGGGAGAACUGCGGCUACAAGUUCUGCGGGCGCACGCACAUGUACAAGCACGCGCAGCACCACGACCGCGUGGACAACCUGGUGCUGGACGACUUCAAGCGCUUCAAGGCCUCGCUCAGCUGCCACUUCGCCGACUGCCCGUUCUCGGGCACCAGCACGCACUUCCACUGCCUGCGCUGCCGCUUCCGCUGCACCGACAGCACCAAGGUCACGGCGCACCGUAAGCACCACGGCAAGCAGGACGUGAUCAGCGCAGCGGGCUUCUGCCAGUUCAGCUCGAGCGCCGACUGCGCCGUGGCCGACUGCAAGUACAAGCUCAAGUGCUCGCACUUCCACUGCACCUACCCGGGCUGCCGCCACACGGUGGUGGGCAUGUCGCAGAUGGACUCCCACAAGCGCAAGCACGAGAAGCAGGAGCGCGGGGAGCCCCCCGCCGCCUCGCCCUCGACAGAGGCGGGGACCCCUGGUGCUCCGGGCCAGACGAGCAGCUCAGCGCCGGAGGACAGGGCGCCCCAGGGGACCUGCAGGGCUCCAUCCGGGCAGAGCGAGGACCAGGGACCCGACCUAGCCUCUGGCAGGGCCCCUAGGGCGGCUAAAGGCCAGCAGGGCCACACUACAGGGACCCCGCCAAAGCCCCAGGCCUGGCUGCUGCACCUGUCCCCUCCCCUGGGCUGGCGACACCGCCACCGGCCCAACCCCCCCAAAUGCAGGCUGUGUCCCCGAGAGGUGGGGCCCGGGGUCUCGGCCACCCCGGCGGUCCAAAUAGGAAGGAUGCGACUGUUUUUGGCUUUAAUAUUCAGAAUGGGAAGAUACCAGAAAGUUGUACAGUAUUUUUCCGGCAAAGGGACCUGCCCGGGCUGGAACACUGUGUACCCAGAUCCAAUCCGGAUGCUGGUGAGGCUGCUGCCUGGAUCACGCGGUGGCAGAGACCCAGGGGGCAAAGGCCUGGGCCCCAUGCUUCAGGACCUGCUCCCGAGCUUGCUCAAGGACCUUCUAGCCUGCCGACCCGGGGAUAGUGGAGGCACCGUCAUGGUUGAGGCCCUGCUCCGUCCAGGGCUCCCUCUCUGGUGCCAUCAGGAGGGGCCUCAGCAAAUGAUAAAUGGUCCCCAACCUCCCCAGUGGUGCCGUUCCCGGGCCCAGGUGUCCCGUCCUGUGGAAGUUGCUGGGCAGGCUGGGUCACCCUUUGGGUCCCUGUUGAAGUUUCCUGACUCCUAA